This is a messenger RNA of Labrus mixtus (cuckoo wrasse), 656 nucleotides long. RefSeq names its product HOP homeobox (gene hopx). Gene Ontology annotation, molecular function: DNA binding. Bases 212 to 436 code for a protein of 74 amino acids. Gene Ontology annotation, biological process: cell differentiation; regulation of transcription by RNA polymerase II. Lineage: Eukaryota; Metazoa; Chordata; Actinopteri; Labriformes; Labridae. Gene Ontology annotation, cellular component: nucleus. The transcript is spliced from 2 exons. The record is from RefSeq and is a predicted model, not a curated record.
CACCCUCACACACACACACAGCAUCUACUUUGUUCACACGCUCCCUCCAGAGAGCCUCCACCCCCGCUCCGCGCUUCUCCAUCACCGCGUCUCUGCCCCGCGCGUCCGCCGGCUGUGCGCACUACCAGCCCUUGCCCGAUCCGGAGCUCCAACCGGGACUGCAUUUCAACUGAAACACCCAUUGGACUUGACACAAGGAUAAAGUAGCAAUAUGUCCUGUGAAAUCAUGGCGGGUAUGAAGCUGUCGGACGAACAGGUCCAAGUGCUGGAACAGAGUUUUAAAGUGCACAGAUAUCCGGACGAGACAUCGCUCAUGUUGGUCGCUGCGGAGUGCGGGCUGACAGAGGAGGAGACAAUAAAAUGGUUUAAGCUGCGAAACGCACAGUGGAGGCAGGCGGAGGGUCUUCUAGCCGACCAGGGGAAGGUGUUCGACUGAUGAAUCUGCCGGAUCCCAGCCCUGACGCUCUGCCCUGACGUUGCUUCCUCUCUUGGACGUACUGACCCUCCCGCCCUUCCUCAUUUGUGUCCAAAUCUGUCUCUUUUGUAUCUAUAAAGCUAUUUUAACUUACUGUACGUAAUGUGAAGGUGUUUGUGUGUUGUUGCCAAUAUAACCGCCAUGUUUACAGAAAUAAAGAUAUAAUUAUUAUGUGUUUAAA